AUGGAACUUUUGAUAAAAAAAUAUUCAUUACUUGAUUUAUGUUGCUACCACGGAGCAAUUGAUUGUUUCAAGUUCUUAAGAACAAAAUACAGAUCAGAAAUAACUCAAUCAUGUCUACAACUUUCAUUUUUAGGUCGAAACAAAGAGAUCUUGAGUGAAUGCUUGAAAUAUAAAAAACCAGAUGAAGAAUGCAUGAAAUAUGCAAUGAUUUCACACAACAUCGAUUUUGUUACAUUCUUGAUGAAUGAACAUAAAAUGAAAUUCAAUCCAUAUGAUUGUGGGCUUUAUAAAAAUCUCGAAUCAUUUUUAGUUUAUUGCGAUCAAAAUCAUAAUUAUCACAAAUGUAUUGUUCAUUCCGCGAUGUUCACUAUUCCAUCUCUUUUGGAAUAUUUUGCUUCACAUGGUGGAUAUAUCAAUAAAAGAAAUCAAUUUGGAGAUACAGCUCUUCAUUAUGCAGCACGUUUUAAUAGUAAAGAAAUGGCAGAGCUUCUUUUUUCACGUCGUGCAUUUAUCAAUAAAAUAAAUAACUCUGGACAAACUGCUCUUCACAUUGCAGGAAGGACUAAUAGUAAGGAAGUAGCAGAGCUUCUUAUUUCGCAUGGUGCAAAUAUCAAUGAAAAAGAUCAUAAUGGAAAAACCGCUCUCCAUAUUGCGGCAUCUAAAAAUAGCAAAGAAACAGCCGAGCUUCUUAUUUCGCAUGGUGCAAAUAUCAAUGAAAAAAAUAAAUAUGGACGAACCGCUCUUUAUAUUGCGGCAUUUAAUAAUAGCACAGAAACAGCCAAGCUUCUUAUUUCACAUGGUGCAAAUAUCAAUGAAAAAAAUAAAUAUGGACGAACCGCUCUUUAUAUGGCAGUAUUGAAAAAUUAUAAAGAAACAGUUGAAGUUCUUGUUUCACAUAAUGCAGAUAUCAAUGAAGGUGACAGAUCUACAGCCCUUCAUAUUGCAACAAUGAAUAAAAAUAAAGAAAUAGCUGAAGUUCUUAUUUCACAUGAUGCAAAUAUAAAUAAAAGGAAUGAAUUUGGAGAAACCGCUCUCCAUAUGGCAACAGAAUAUAAUAGCAAAGAAAUAGUAGAACUUCUUAUUUCGUAUGGCGCAAAUAUCCAUGAGGAAAAUAAAUAUGGACGAACCGCUAUCUAUUUUGCACGUCUAUUUGGAUAUGAAGAAAUAGCCGAACUUCUUAUUUCGCAUGGCGCAAAUAUAUCCAGGAAAUAG
Trichomonas vaginalis G3 is the source of this 1212-nucleotide messenger RNA. Its product is annotated as myotrophin family. Gene Ontology annotation, molecular function: protein binding. The transcript has a single exon. The record is from RefSeq and is a predicted model, not a curated record. Lineage: Eukaryota; Parabasalia; Trichomonadida; Trichomonadidae. Bases 1 to 1212 code for a protein of 403 amino acids.